AUGGUAUAUAAGAACAUCAGUAAUGUUUCUUUUUAUGAAGAAGUGACACUCGUUGCUUUAGAUCAUUUUGCUAGUUUUAACCUGCCGCCUACGCUUUCUCCCUUCCUAGAUUCGAAUCUCCUCUUUAAUGCCUACAGUAGUUCGGGUAAUAUAUUCAGCUGGGAUGCCUCAGAGACCCUGUCCGAGGCCAGCGAAGUUGGUUUUACGCGAUGGAUCAAUCACGUCUUCCUGCAGGGAAUGGCAGUUCGGGAGCUGCCACCACCAACAACCACUGCAGCACCGGACCCAGGCACUACCUCCUCCCGGCGUGCCCGCUUUUCCGAACCAAUCCUAACUGAGGCGAAGGCAGCUGCAUUGAGCCUGCUUCAAGCACCCUCUUUCGCCGCUCCGGCUCACCGAAUUGAACGAGAAGUCGAUGCUCGCAAGUUCAAAGUGCAUCCGGAUGCUAACCUACGGGCUGAUAAAGGUUAG
This is a messenger RNA of Dibothriocephalus latus, 471 nucleotides long. Lineage: Eukaryota; Metazoa; Platyhelminthes; Cestoda; Diphyllobothriidea; Diphyllobothriidae. The record is from the annotation of a GenBank genome assembly.